AUGACACAGACUCACGUCGACCGUGUCGAGGACGAGGACUCUGCCUCCCUGCUCUCCCACUCCAACGCUUGCGUCGGCAGAACCAAGCCACGAAAACGCUCUCUCAAAUCCACACCUGCCACCGCCUCGUCCGGCAGAUCCAAGGCCAAGCCUGCAAAGGCCCCGGUGCAGCUCAUCGGCGACCUUCCCCGCGCAGAGGAUGAGGCCAUGACGGUCUUCACGGAGAUCCCAGGAAACCACUACCAGUACGGGACGUUGGGCAAGUCGAGGGAAGCGUUGGAGAGCAUGACGUGUGAUUGCCAGUACGACCAUGGCGUCGACGACCCAGACGCUGCCUGUGGCCCCGACUCAGACUGCAUCAACCGGCUCACCCAAGUGGAAUGCAUGUCCGACGACUGCAAGUGUCGAACCUACUGCCAAAACCAGCGCUUCCAACGCAAGCAGUAUGCUCCAAUAGAGAUCGUCAAGACUGAGAUGAAGGGGUUCGGGCUCCGCGCCGCCGAGGACAUUCCCAAGGACGCGUUCAUCUACGAGUACGUCGGCGACGUCGUCAGCCAGCCGUCGUUCCUCAAGCGCAUGCGCAAAUACGCAGAAGAGGGGAUCCGGCACUUUUAUUUCAUGAUGCUUCAGAAGGACGAGUUCAUCGACGCGACCAAGCGCGGGGGGAUCGGCCGUUUCGCGAACCACAGCUGCAACCCGAACUGCUACGUCGCGAAGUGGACCGUCGGGGACUACGUCCGGAUGGGCAUUUUCGCGAACCGCACGAUCCGGAAGCACGAGGAGCUGACGUUCAACUACAACGUCGACCGAUACGGCCAUGAUGCGCAACCGUGCUACUGUGGCGAGCCCAACUGCGUGGGCUUCAUUGGCGGCAAGACGCAGACGGAUCUCGCGGCGAUGGAUGACCUUUACCUGGAUGCUCUUGGUAUCACAGAAGAGGUUGAAGCACUUGGACUGAAGGGCACCAAGAAGAAGAAGGGGAAGAAGCUCGAUGUUGAUUUCAUUCCCGAUCUCAAGCCUAUCGCACUGCACGAGGUGCCGAAGGUCGUGCAGGCUAUGCGUCAAACAACUAGCCGAAAGGUUCUAGUCAAGCUCCUGAUGCGCACAAAGCUCACGGAGGACUUGGCCGCGUUGAGACAAAUCAUGCGUCUUCGUGGGUUCAGCGUGAUGACCAACGUCCUCGACGACUACGUCGCGGACGACGAGGUCAAAAUGCUGGCGUUGGAGUGCAUGAAGACCUGGCCGCUUAUCCAGCGCAACAAGGUCGAAGAUUCGAAGGUGACCGUCCCCGUGAAGCAGUGCACGUCGUCGCAGAACGAGGCGCUCGCGUCGCUCGCGAAUACGCUCCUGUCGCAGUGGGAGGGCCUCGAGUACGCGUACCGGAUACCGAAGCGCGUGAAAGUGGUGCGCCGCCCGUCCGCUCUCGACUCCCAUACGCUCACCCCCCGCCCGUGCAGUUCGACGACGACGCCGACGACGCCGACGCCGCCGCGCGCCCGUGCUCGUCCUCCAGCACACGUCGGACGACGAGGAGCGGCCGUACAAACGCUCGCGGGCGCACCUCGAGACGACUACCCCGAGUUCAAGCUCCGGGACGUGACGUCGUCGGGGAUCCCGCUGCCGCUCCCGCCACAGCCGCUGCCGGUCGUGGCCUCGUACGAGGAGCUCGAGAGCGCGCGGCGGGCGGCGGCGCGGCGGCAGCGGAAGGACGUGGCGGCGAUCAUCGCGCAGGCGGCGAAGGACGCGGAGGAGGCGCAGCGGGUGGCGGAGCAGGAGGCCAAGGUUGCGGCGCAGCGCGAGGCGCUCGAAAACCUGGCGCGGGUGCAGGCGCAGAGGGAGAAGCGGGAGAGGCGAGAGGCGCGGGAGCGGGAGCGGGAGAGGAAGGCGGCGGCGCGGGAGGAGGAGCGGGAGGCGAACAAGGAGAAGAGGCUGCUGAAGCUGGUCGGGGCGGUGGUGGUCAAGUGCAUGUCGAAGCACAAGGACAAGAUGGACCACGAGCAGUUCAAGAAGCACGCGAAGGAGUUGACGCAAGUGAUUGCGGACAAGGAGAAGAAGUCGACGAGCUACAAGGAGGGCAAGCUGGACGCGCUUUCGGAUGAGAAGGUCAUCAAGAUCAAGAAGUUCGCGAAAGAGUACAUCGCGAAGGUCCUCCGGAAACUCGAAAAGUCGGGCAGCCGUCGAAAACAGCCGUCGACCGCGGCUUCGUCAUCAACGCCAGACAGUCGGGCGGACAAGGAGGACACGUUGAUUGCAACUGCAAUCGUGGACGACCUGAUGGACAUUGAUGCCACGCCAGUCCACGACGACAGCGACGACGACGCACCCCUCCGCCAAGAGAUCCUCGACGGACCGUCCGGCUCUGGCACUCCGGACGACGCGAUGGCAGGCUCUGGGGAGACGUCGCCAACGGUGGUGUCGGACCCUCGGAUCCGACGACAGCCGGACAAGAUGACGUGGGACGGCGGUCCUGGGCUCAAGUCGCAGAAGAUUGCGGACUCGUGGUAG
Messenger RNA from Epithele typhae, 2505 nucleotides. Its product is annotated as SET domain-containing protein. The transcript has 13 exons. Gene Ontology annotation, cellular component: nucleus; chromatin; chromosome. Bases 1 to 2505 code for a protein of 834 amino acids. NCBI's taxonomy places the organism in Eukaryota, Fungi, Basidiomycota, Agaricomycetes, Polyporales, Epitheliaceae. Gene Ontology annotation, molecular function: protein binding; histone H3K36 methyltransferase activity. The record is from RefSeq and is a predicted model, not a curated record. Gene Ontology annotation, biological process: regulation of DNA-templated transcription.